UGAGCGUUGACUGUCGGUUCAAUCGAACGGAGCAUAGUCACGACGGACUCGUGUCUGGACGGUGCAGGUGAAAACCUUUAUAAAGCAAAAUGACAACGGCAGCUCGACCAACGUUCGAACCAGCACGGGGCCGUGAGAAAGAUCUCGGCGCCCUCUCGAAGCAAUAUUCAUCCCGUGAUCUCCCAGCCCAUACAAAACUAAAGUAUCGUCAAAGUGGCCAGGGCGGACAGGACGAUGUCCGUGGACGUGACUUCCGUAGGGAGCUUGAGGAACGUGAGGAUCGCGAACGCAGCGGAAAGAAACGCCACAGUGAUUCGCGCGGUGACCGUGAUCGUGAUCGGGGCGAUCACCGCGAAUACCGCGAAAGAGAUCUGCGUGAACGUGAGAUUCGCGAGCGGGAAAGACAACAGCCGAUCGCUGUGGCGAGCCUUGACGCCGAUGAACCAACAAAGGACUCGUCAUCGGAGGAUGAUAGCGAUGAAGAGGACGAUACGGCUGAGCUGAUGGCGGAACUAAAUAGAAUCAAACGACAGCGACUUGAGGAGGAACAGCGUCGUGAAGAAGAGAAACGCCAAGAAGAUGAACGAAUUCGAAUGGAGAAUAUUCUUUCCGGGAAUCCUCUCCUUCAAGCAUCAUCAAAUAAGGACUUCAAGGUUAAACGUCGUUGGGAUGAUGACGUGGUGUUCAAGAAUUGCGCCAAAGGCGAACCGGAUAGUAGUAAGAAGGGUUUUAUCAACGAUACCCUCAGAUCUGCGUUCCACAAAAAAUUUAUGGAAAAGUACAUCAAAUAACUACAAGGAACCACUACCGUAAUAGGAAGCUUGUGGCGAUAGGAUACGGCUUUAGCGUACAGCUAUUGUGUUUUCGUUGCGGCAGAUCAUCUCAUUUCUAUAAGAAGUGGCCCUGAGGUGUUUUGUUAACGCAACGCGAAGACUUGACAAAGGAGUAACGUAUUAACAGUCGGGGUGGCACGGCACAACACAACGUUAUGGACCGUUCUUGGCCCAGUAAAAAGCUGUUUAUAUUGUAAAUAGAUUUAGGAAUGACACUUGUAUUCCAUAAUACUGAAUAAUAAUAAUAAUAUUAAGUCCAAAUAACACAAUUAAAACUUGUGUAGUUAUUGUACCAUGUACUCUGAUUUCUAUUUCUUUUGAAGUAAAAUAUGUUUAGCGAGAGCAGGUAUGUUUUGUUUUUGCAGGUGUAUAUGAGGCUGUUCUAGUAAGUGCUUUUGCAAUUUAACAAUUGGGAACGAAAUAGAACAUUGUAAACGCAAAAAGAUCAACUCCAAAACAAAUUUGAAGCCGUCACGAUUUACUAGUGUGGGCCAGAAUCUAUAAGAUUAUUAGAGUAAACAAUGCACAAUGUGAGAAACUGUGACAACAACUUAUCGUUCUCAAAAUAUGUUUUAGAUAUUUCGAAGAUACUUUUGGUAGCUUUUUCUUAUUUUAGCAAACGAAGUGUCAGGCCAACAGAUGCUUAGUAUAAGAAAAAUGCUAAAUAACUCAAGAGAGUUCGCCAAAAUGUCAAAAUGAUAAGAGAAAAAAAAGAUUGAAUUUGCAAUUAACUCCUUUUUGUUCGCUGAUCCCUAUCCACGCGACAACAGCAAU
Varroa destructor (honeybee mite) is the source of this 1607-nucleotide messenger RNA. It is a transcript of the gene c12.1, whose product is annotated as spliceosome-associated protein CWC15. The record is from RefSeq and is a predicted model, not a curated record. Gene Ontology annotation, molecular function: RNA binding. Gene Ontology annotation, cellular component: catalytic step 2 spliceosome. Gene Ontology annotation, biological process: mRNA cis splicing, via spliceosome. NCBI's taxonomy places the organism in Eukaryota, Metazoa, Arthropoda, Arachnida, Mesostigmata, Varroidae.